Cuscuta campestris is the source of this 1119-nucleotide messenger RNA. NCBI's taxonomy places the organism in Eukaryota, Viridiplantae, Streptophyta, Magnoliopsida, Solanales, Convolvulaceae. The record is from the annotation of a GenBank genome assembly.
AAACCGCAAAUUUCUGUUUUAGCCUUUUAGGUGACAGCUCCCGGCGAGUGUUGACCAAUCGAGACAAGUAGUGCCACGUAGGCACCCUCUUCUUUAAAUAUGCUCCCGACCUUUGACUUAUCCAGUCCAAUUCUCUAGAGUUUACUUGCAGACAACAUAAACAAAAAGAAAGAAAAGAAGUCUCGGCAAUGCAGAAUCUAACGGCGAGGCGACUCGAUCAGGGAAUCUCCGGCGAACAAAAUCAGCACGCGCCGCCACCGCUCACCUUCGAGCAGGAGUGCGCCGUCGUGGUCUCUGCCUUGAAGAAUGUCAUCAUCAACGGAAAUUACAGCAUUUGCUCGUCUUCAUUAUUAUCUCCUCCGGCGUUCUCCGCCGCCGGAGAAACAGAGACCCCUCUGCCGGCAGGGGAACCGCUGCUGAGCAUACCGGAAGGUUACACGUGUGGGGUUUGUAUGAUAUCCGGCUGCUUGGGCUGCAACUUCUUCGGAGAGCCAAGUGACAGUUCCCCGAAGAAAAAGAAGACGGAGAAGAAGAAGAAGAAGAAGAGUUUCAGGGGAGUGAGACAGAGGCCGCAGGGGAAGUGGGUGGUGGAGAUAUGGGACCCGCGAAGGUUGGGUAAAGUGUGGCUCGGAACAUUCAAGACCGCAGAGGAGGCUGCUCGAGCUUACGAUCGAGCAGCCAUCGAGUUCCGGGUCCCACAGAUCAAGCUCAACUAUGCGUUCACGGAUUAUAUGACGACAAGCUCCCAUCCAGUCCAGCCGGCGCAGUCAUUGCAUGAAGAAAACAAUAACAAUGUUGGGAAGAUGGAGGUGGGGAAGAGUGCAAAUGAAGAAGAUGAAGUGUUUGAGUUGGGGGAUGAAGAAAUGGAAGAAUGCUUGAGGACAAUGGCUCUUCUUAGCUAGUAGCUAGUCCUUAAUUACAAAUAAAUUACUCCAUACGUAUGUGAUGGAUUUUUGCUAUUUCGGGGCACCUACCCGAUGAACUCGGCAUCGUAUUCAUAUAAAAUUUGAGAAUUAAAUUAUGAAUCAAAUAAAGAAAAUAUUUUUAAGUAGAAUUGGCCCACCAAAUCAGGGGAAAAAAAUAAUCGGACUUUUAGGCAAUACCUUUUAGGUUAGGUAU